Labrus bergylta (ballan wrasse) is the source of this 2981-nucleotide messenger RNA. It is a transcript of the gene tmem182a, whose product is annotated as transmembrane protein 182a. Lineage: Eukaryota; Metazoa; Chordata; Actinopteri; Labriformes; Labridae. Gene Ontology annotation, cellular component: membrane. The record is from RefSeq and is a predicted model, not a curated record.
GGUCCAGAGGGUGUCAUGUGCUCAACCUUGUCCUCCCAUAACACAGACAGGGAAACAGGAGAGGGAGUCAAGAUCCAGAAAGUCAGAAUAAACCAGCUGGAAACUUUCUCACUCAGUGGAUUUACUAAAGUUCAAGAGGAGUGACUGUUUGUGACUCUUUUUGUCACAUGCAUUCGCAGUAGUUGGAGGGGGGAAAAAAAAUCAGACAGUGUUGACAUCCAGGAUCUGAGUGGCUGCUGAAUUCCUGGACCAUGAAGCUCAGUGUGGCAUUGUUUUUUGCAGGGCUCUUUGGGGCUCUUGCAGCUGUGUUCAUCCUGCUUUCGUUUGGAACUGAUUAUUGGCUGCUGGCCUCGGAGAGCUGUCAAACAAACCCUGACGAAACUGUCAGCCCGGCUGGUGUGAUCAUAGAGGAGGCAGCCAGAGACGUCACGCUGUACCAUGAGGGGUUUUUCUGGAAGUGCUCGUUUGGAGGCAGCGAGGGAGAUGACCAUCUGCUGUGGAAGCUCUGGUUCACAAAUCAGCCCCACUCUAAAGUGUGCAUGCACGCCUACCUCUUCCCUUUCCCCGUGUCUCAUCAGACCCACAAUGCAACAGAGUAUGAUACUGCUAUAAUCUACAGAGGCUUCUGGAGCAUCUUCAUGCUGAUCGGUGUGGCAGCUGUGGUGCUCGGCGGGUUCUUCAUCAUCUGUGCCGCUCCGUUCGCCAGCCAUCGCCUGUACAAAGCAGGAGGAGGCCUCUUCCUGGUCUCAGGCCUGUUCCUGCUGUGUGUGGUGGUGAUGUACGUCCUGUGGCUGGAGGUGUUGGACGUGUUGGAUCUCUACAUAGAACACCAGCGCUCUGCAGUGUGUCCUACCUUCCAGCUGUCCCACCACUACGGCCUAUCCUUCAUGUUCGCCCCUGUUGGCAUUUUCUUCUGUCUCCUCGCCGGCCUUCUUUUCCUCCUCAUCGGCCGAACCGUCCAGAUACACUGCCACUGAGGUUAGAGGAAGCAUUUAGAUUGAGUUUUUAUUCACUUUCUUCUUCUUUUUUUUACCACUGUGGUCUUGAUUUGUCCCCAAGUAGGACUCUGGAGAUUGUAGCUCUGAGGUUUAUAUAUUGGCUGAUCCUUUUGAAUAAUGUUGCAGAAUCAAUCUUUUUUAAGGGUCUAUUUAAAGGUAGUAGUAUAAAUGACCUAUGGUGUAUAUGACUUUAGUUUGAAUCUGUGGGCAAUGAGUGUAUGUACAAAAACUGUCAUAUGCUAAAAGGUUAAAGUGCACAGUAUGAAGCUAAGAAUGAUGCACGAUUGUUCUGUAUAUACAAUGAUAAGAGUCCGUGUUUGGUUAAACAGCACCUUGCCAUGAUGUUCAAUUCAAUAAAAAAUACAAAUCUGGAAGUCCAUUAAAUCAUACUAAAUAUGUCAUCUUUACAAACUGAUCACACCUUAUAAAGAAAACAGCUAAACAGCCGAGUUGUUACUCAAACAUGAGUCAAUAAUGUAUUUGUUCAUGACUAUUCUCUGUUGCAGAUGAAGAGCUAUUUGGGGCCCUGGGGAGUAUUUAGAACAACAGUCACCUUAUGUGUGUCAGUGAGUGCAGAAUAAACUGCAAUCCACAUGUUCAUCAAUAUACAGAAAAUGUUUCUCAAUAUAGUUAGGGGGAACAAUGGAGCUCUAUGGCACACUGACGCCUGCUCAUUUCAGUGUUUCCUUUUUUAAAGAUUUAUUAGAAAAUUUGAAAAAUGCAGAAUCAUUAGUCUUAUCCUUUAAUAAAAUUAAAUAUUUAUAUUUCACUGAGUAUUAUCAUGCUUAAUAGUUAAGUUAAUUUCUGCUUGUUUUGCAGUAUUAUUUUCAGAUGUCUGUAUAUAGCCCAAAUCUGAUUGAUUAAGUGGUGCAGCGCAAUUGAUUCUAUUUAUAAGUGAGCUUGAAGCAUGAUUGGCUUUUUAAUGUUGGGUUUAUAUAACUGUUUGUAUUGACUUUCUUUUCUUGUACAUGUUCUUAGCAUUAUGUUUGGGUUUCAUAGCGUUGUUAAAGCACGGGUCGGCAACUCGAGGGGCAACUAGGAGUGAGUUUUUUUUUUUUUUGAACAACUAAAGCAAAGCAAUGCUAAAGCCACCAAUUCCAACAGGCGAGUGUGAAGUGUCUGAGGGCGCGGUCACACUGGCCAUCUGUACCGUGCUGUACUCAAGCACAAUUGGCCCCCCACUCAUGGUGCAGGACGAGUCUACAGGAGGGGGUGGUUAGGCAAGUCUUUGUCUUUGCUGACCAGGGGCGUCAUGCAAGCCAAAAUUCUAGGGGGAGCACACGUUAGAGUAGAUGACUAAUGAUGCCAUGUUUUGCAUUUUGAAUAUAAUAUACUGCAUCUAUAAUCAGAGAAACAAGGGGUAGACCUAUUAUCACUAAAAUCAUGUGAAGUUCCUCAAAUCAUUACAAAUGCUUAAUUGUUUUUGUAGCUUCCACCACUUAAAAUCCCAUUUCUUUAAAGUAAAACAGCGUACAGGUUGAGGGAUUAAGGUAUGGCAUUAGAAGAAUACAAUGCAUUUAAAAUAUUACUGAUCAAUAAUAAAACUUACUGAAAAGAAAGUAUUGAAAUCAUUUUAAGAAAUAAAAUAAAAUCCUGUCAGAAACACGCCCCGCCAGUGGGUAUGACGCCUCUGUUGCUACAAACAUCCUGCUACCAUCUGCAAUUCUUGUGCCGCUAACUCGUUAGCUUUAGCGCAGGUGGACAGGGAAAUACUUUAUGUGAAGACAAGUGAGACAUCCAGUCACCCACAGACGGUGAUAGCCACAUAUACAGGAUGUUUUUCUCUCUUUUUUUUCCCCUCAGAACAUUUAAUUUGUUAUUUGCUGCAAUAAGAUUUCAACAAAUAAAACACAAAUGCUUUAGAAAACAAAUGGCCUUACCCUUGCUUUAAGUCUGUCUUGAGAUACUGACGUUUAAUAUUUUGUACAUGUAAAUGUUUUUUUGUGGUCUGUGUGGCAAUAAAAGCAGCUUUGGUGUCUAAAA